This is a messenger RNA of Corylus avellana, 1429 nucleotides long. It is a transcript of the gene WRKY22, whose product is annotated as WRKY family transcription factor. Gene Ontology annotation, biological process: regulation of DNA-templated transcription. Lineage: Eukaryota; Viridiplantae; Streptophyta; Magnoliopsida; Fagales; Betulaceae. Gene Ontology annotation, molecular function: transcription cis-regulatory region binding; DNA-binding transcription factor activity. Gene Ontology annotation, cellular component: nucleus. The record is from RefSeq and is a predicted model, not a curated record.
CUGUGAACACCCACUUUCUCUCUCUAUAUAUACAUGUCUUUAUGUAAUUCUUUUCCUCUCAUUACACCCUUAUCGCCUAGCUUUUUUCUCUCUUCUCUCUCCCACCAAAAGUCAGCGCCUUGUUUUGUCCCUCUCUCUGUCUCUCUCUUUCCUCAAACAGUGGUAGCAGAGACAAAGGUACAGAUUCACAGGUUUUGUCCAGGCCAUGGAAGAAGAUUGGGAUCUGCAAGCUGUGGUCAGAGGUUGUGCCUCCACCGCCACCUCCUCCACCAUGACCACCGCCAGCACCGCCAACCACAACAACAACGCUUCUUUUCUGGCAAAUUUUCAUCCAAACUCUUGCUUUUCUGGUUUUGGUGGUGAACAAGGAGGCCAGCUUUUCUCAUUUCCAGAUCCUUUUGAAGAAAGAAAUGUUUUUGAGGAAUUGCAUGAGCUUUACAAGCCCUUCUUCCCCAAAUCCGAGCCUCUCUCUCCACAAACCUCGCCCAUCUCUCCCAUCUCACCCUUCUCUUCCCUUUCCUCUCUCGCUGCAUCCAAAGCACAAACACAGAGACAGCAGCAGCAGCAGCAGCAGCCUAAGCAGUCUCAAGCCGGGUCUGUGACCAACCCGAGGUCCAAAAGAAGGAAGAAUCUUCUUAAGAAAGUUUGCCAAGUACCAGCUGAGGGUCUCUCUUCCGACAUAUGGGCUUGGCGUAAAUAUGGCCAAAAACCCAUCAAAGGCUCUCCAUAUCCACGGGGCUAUUAUAGAUGUAGCAGCUCGAAGGGGUGCUUGGCCCGGAAACAAGUGGAGCGGAACAAAUCCGACCCGGGAAUGUUCAUAGUGACAUACACAGCUGAGCACAACCACCCAGCCCCCACGCAUCGAAACUCACUCGCUGGGUCCACGCGCCAGAAGCCCCUCACGCCUCAAACGGCCACAUCCGGCGACUCCAAGAAACUCAACUCGACCAAGCCCUCUUCCCCGGCAACCUCCAUGGAGGAAGAGCUUGUUGUACCCCAGAGUACAACCACUGACAGCAAGGAGGAGAGAGAAGAUUUGGUGGAGGACGAGGAAGAAGACGAGUUUGGGAUAUCGGAUGUGGCUCUGAGCGACGAUUUCUUUGUGGGUUUGGACGGGUUCGCCGGCCCGGCCGCCGGAGACUGCUUUCCCGAUCACUUCCCGGCGACGUUCGCUCUCCCUAACUGGGUGGCCAACAAUGCUGGCUGACCUUCAGCAAUGUCAAAUGCUGACGUGUUUUAUGCUUUUUGUGACACAAACUUCUUAGCGAGAGAGAGAGAGAGAGAGAAAGGUGAAUUUGUGUAAACGUUUUAGUGGAAUCUAAAUUUUAACGAUGCUGAGUGAGCCUUGUAGAUUUAGGGAAAAAGGAGUUAUUCUCUGUGGAAUGCAGAAGUAACGAGGUAGAUAAAUCAUCAUUUAUCCUUUUUUUUU